This is a messenger RNA of Penicillium antarcticum, 1734 nucleotides long. RefSeq names its product Auxin Efflux Carrier superfamily. The record is from RefSeq and is a predicted model, not a curated record. Gene Ontology annotation, cellular component: endoplasmic reticulum; membrane. Gene Ontology annotation, biological process: transmembrane transport. Lineage: Eukaryota; Fungi; Ascomycota; Eurotiomycetes; Eurotiales; Aspergillaceae. The coding region runs from base 1 to 1734 and encodes 577 amino acids. The transcript has 4 exons.
AUGGCCAUCUUUAACUCACCGCGGUCAUUCCAGAAUGUCAAUGCCAUCCAGGCCCCGAUAGGCAUCAACGGCUUCUUCUCGGAAGGAGCCCAUUCCAGCCACCCCUCGUUCUUUCACCUAGUGCUCCUCGUCUUUGAAGCUGUACUGGAGGUGGUCUGUGUCAGUCUGCCUGGUUACAUCGCCGCUCGUCAUGGCAUGUUUGAUGCCGAUGCCCAGAAGCUUGUGGCAAAUCUCAACGUGACUCUGUUCACUCCUUGUCUCAUUUUCACAAAACUGGGAUCACAAUUGACCGCUGAGAAGCUGACCGACCUGGCUAUCAUCCCUGUCAUCUUCGUUGUCCAGACCUUCGUGUCAUACUUCUGCUCCUGGGUCGUCACAAAAUGCUGUGGCUUCAAAAAGCGCCAGUCCAAUUUUGUGGCUGCUAUGGCGGUCUUUGGCAACUCGAACUCCCUCCCUAUCUCCCUCGUGGUAUCGCUCUCGGCAACACUGAAAGGGCUUCACUGGGACCAGAUCCCCAAUGAUAACGAUGACGAAGUCGCCGCGCGUGGAAUUCUCUAUCUCCUUAUCUUUCAACAACUGGGCCAACUCGUGCGCUGGAGCUGGGGAUACCAUAUUCUCCUCGCCCCCAAGGACCGAUACUUCGAGGAAGCAGAGCGAGAGGAGACAGACAACUCAGUCAUCGAACAGGGUCAGGCUCGCUACACCGACAACCCUGCCCAAACAGACCCAGACGAGCCGCUCGUACGGACGCGCAGCUCAGACGAUCUACACGAUGAGCAACACGCGCACACCUCGCGCGACUUCCAAUCCGGAGACCAGACACCCGUGUCAACACGUGCAUACUCCUUCACCAAGCUCUCUCCGGCCCACUCCGACGGCCCAGACUCAGAUGAUACCCCAUCCGUAAUCGGACCACCACCAACCGGCCCCUUCCUCCCGCGCCAAAGCUCCCGGGGCGACAUCCUCCAGUUCCCGGACGUAGAAAUUACAGCCCGGGAAGCCCAAGAAGCAGAGCAAACCCGUGUCCAGCGCUGGAAGUCAUCUCUGCGCAAAUUCCGAGAGCGCCAUGGGCGUUGGUGGGAAAAGAAGACGAACGCGCUCCAAGCACGUCUCCCACCCAAGCUCCAGAAGGGUAUCUCCUCAACUAGCCGUGGCACACGCCGUUUCGUCAAUGGCUUAUGGGACUUCAUGAACCCGCCCCUAUGGGCAAUGCUAGUCUCGAUAAUUGUCGCCUCGGUACCAGCCCUGCAGCACCUCUUCUUCAACGAUGGCACCUUCGUCCGUAACUCGGUCACCCGCGCAAUCGAUCAGAACGGACAGGUUGCCGUACCGCUGAUCUUGGUCGUGCUUGGCGCGAACUUGGCGCGGAACACCCUCCCCGAUGAAGCACUCGAGGAUAUGGAACAUCCCCGUGAAGAGCGCAAGCUUAUCAUCGCUUCUUUGGUAGCACGCAUGCUGAUGCCGACUAUUAUAAUGGCACCGCUUUUAGCCCUCACGGCUAAAUUUGUGCCGAUUAGUAUUCUCGACGAUCCCAUUUUCGUUAUUGUCUGCUUCUUGCUUACUGGCGCCCCGUCGGCAUUGCAGUUGGCGCAGAUUUGCCAGAUUAAUAAUGUUUAUGUUGGGGCUAUGUCGAAGCUUCUCUUCCAGAGUUAUGUUGUCUGGAUCCUGCCGUCAACCCUCGUUCUCGUCAUGUGCGCCUUGGAAGUCGUCGAGUGGGCCGGUGCAUCCGCGUAA